Molecule: messenger RNA, 2505 nt
Organism: Recurvomyces mirabilis
Lineage: Eukaryota; Fungi; Ascomycota; Dothideomycetes; Mycosphaerellales; Teratosphaeriaceae
Exons: 1
Coding region: 1-2505 (834 amino acids)
Source: RefSeq, a predicted model, not a curated record
AUGGAGCAGUCUAUACCAUCUUUCCAGAGCUUCGUAAAGCGCACGCCGACACCAGAAGCACACAAGCCACUUCCGCCCACGCCACUCCGGACCCGGCGGCCCUCAUCAUUCAAGAGCAUAGACUCCAGACCUUCUUCCCGGUUCACCAGACGCUCAUCCAGUGUCUACAGCCGCAGGCAAAGCGAGUGGAGUAUCCCCUUGGACAGUCCAGAGGAUAUACCCGCCGUGCCAACAUGGCGGCUGGAAGACCUAGCAGACCAGAACUUGCUACUCCGGCCCAUAGCGUACAGUGCGAGUACAUCGCAGCUUGUGACCAAACCCUCGACGCAGCAACAAACACUCGAACCACGAGCUUACAGCCCGCUGAUAGUCACUCCAUCGCCCACAGCAAGUCGGAACACAACACCUUCUCCUGCCCCAUCAGAGCCUCAGGAGAAUGUCCUCCUGCCUCCACCUGCAGGGUUCAUGCAAGUGCCAAAGAAGCACCUCCGGACCGUAUCACUAGAAAAAGCAAAAGAAAUGUUACAGGCACCCGGGGCUCUACGGCUUCUACCAGAAGAACUCCGAGCGCAGCAGCAAGCACAGGCAACGCCCGCACAAGCCCCUCCAGCUCUGACCAAGUCUCGAUCCCAAGAACCCCUCCGCAAAAGCUCCUCCGCCAUGAUCGGCCUCGCCGACGACCUCGCCCAAAACCCAACCAUCUCGACCCUAAUCGACCUCCAAGGCCGCGAGCGCGUGGUCAGUAUUCCCCGCAUAGUCCUCCAACCCAUCUCCCCACCCCCCACGACCCCCUCAACCUUCGCAACCCUAAACACUAUCUCCUCCCACCCACCAACCUACAUUCGCGUCGGUACCGGUCCAGCGAAAGACAUGGCACCCCUCAGCUCGCAAACCCGUGAAGCCUCACGCGCCAAAGCCGCACAAGCGCUUGGUCUAGCGGAUGCAGAUGAGCCUCGUGGCAGGACGAAGACGAGAGGACCGAGGAAUUUGUGUUAUGAUCAUUAUCUUCCUUCUACUACCACCACGAAGCGGGAGUCUGGUGGUAGUGAUAGUGAUGGCUCGGGAGAGGGAAAGAGUGAUGCGCAGAAGAUUGCGAGGGAGUAUCAUGCCAUGCUGUCUGCGCAAUAUCGCUCUACUUCCACGGGCUCGGCGGUGACGGAAGGGAGUUCGGAGAUGGAUGUUGGGGCGCAUAUGAAGAUGGUGCCGCAGCCGCUUUUUGGUGAUAAAAGCGCUCCUCAAUCUGGUGGCGGCGGCAGUGGUGGAAGUGGUGGUGGGGGGAGGAUCUUGCAACGGAGCCAGACGUCUGUAUCACCUGGUCAUAUCCGGAAUGAAAGCGUUGCAUCGACACAAUCAAUGGGAAGUCAGGGCUCGUUUCCACUACGUUUAUCGUUCUCGCAGGGUCCGACGACAGCGCAUAGGAGGCGGAGUACCAGUGGGAUGAUCCCUAUCUCGCCGCCGACACCUACUACUGCGGCGUUGCCGUUGGCGAGUAAUCCGUUUGUGAUAAGUCCUGUUGAGGUGACGGGGGAGACGCAGUGGGUGAGGCAGCGGGAGGAAAUGGGGGGGAGAAGGCGGAGGGGUAGUGAGGAUGACAAGAGGGUGUCGAGUCAUUAUCCGCAUGUGAUGCCUAGGCGGAAGAAAAGUGGUAAAGGGCAAGAGAGGGAGAGAGAUCGGUCGCCGGGUGGCUCACCGUUCGGAAGGAAAGGUAGUAGUAAAGUGCGCGAGAGGCCAAGAUCACCAGCCGGCUCACCUUUUAAAAAUCCACUCGCUAGUAAUCCUCCUGCGCGCGAUGACGUGGAGUCGGGACACGACAUCAGGCCGGGAAAUCCUUUCCAACAACGCGUGAUGGAUGGUGGAGCGAAGUACAAUAAACCACUAGCCCUCGACACCACCCAACCGCGCAGCAGCGAAGAAAGCCAGCGCUCCUACGGCUCCCUCGCCUCCCCGACCUCGCCACCUUUCGCCCUCGCCUCGCCUACUUCCCCAAUCCAUCUCGGAUGGUCUGAGACGGCGAAGACGGCCUUCGAUGAAUCGCGGUCGUCGUUCCCGCGGUCGUCGUACCCACCUGCUACACAAACCCUGCACCCCUCUACCACCUUCCCUGGGAGCAGCAGCCAAGCCAUGCGCAAACCAACCAAUUCCUCCAUUCAGUCCUCCAUUCGAACGACAUAUAUCUCCCUCCCAGGCUCCGGACGCACAUCAGCGGAUAGCAGGUACGAGGUUUCAUCUACUCAGAAGCAUGAGCCGGAGAGUCCGGGCCGGAAAUCGAGUAUUUUUGCUGGGAUUGGACGGAUGGAGUCGUGGAGGGAGGGGAAGGCGGAGAAGAGGCGGAGGGAGCUGAAGGGGAGGAUUAGGGUUGUUGUUGAUGGUCAUGAUGGUGGUGGUGGUGGUGGUGGUGGUGGUGGGGAGGUAGUGAAGGAGAAGGGGGUAGGGGACAGGGAGGGGCAGGGAGAGGUGAGGCCCGGUAUGAUGGGGAGGAGACUUAGUGCUUUUGGGUGGACGUGA